AUGCGUCGAGCUGCGCUUCUCUCGUUCGCGUUGCAGUCACUAGCCUUAGGCACGAAUGCUGCUUUUAGUACCGAAUCCGAUGCAUCCGUAUCACGGCUGGAUGCGCGAAACUUUGGAGACGCAUCAUUUGACUACAUUGUUGUCGGUGGUGGUACUUGCGGAAAUGUCAUCGCCACUCGGCUGGCGCAAAAAUCACUAAGGGUUGCUUUGGUAGAGGCAGGUGGAUUGUAUGAAUUGGAAUCAGUAGCUGCGGUCCCUGCUGCGGACGUUCUUCCCGUUGGAUCGGAUCCCAACACAAAAGCCCUUCAUGACUGGGGAUUUGUGGCGGAGAAGGUCCCCGGGGCUAAUGGGAGAUCCAUACAUUAUGCGAGGGGGAAAUGCUUGGGUGGUUCAUCCGCUAUGAACUUUAUGAUUUACCAGCGACCGACGCGUGAAUCAAUGGAACAAUGGGCAACAACUGUCAAUGACAGCAGCUACACCUUCGACCAGGUUCUACCUUAUUACAAGGAAAGUGUACACUUCACACUCCCAAACACGAAGACGCGGUUCGCGAACGCAACGACCGGUUUCGAUGCAGCCGCGUAUGAUUCCCAAGGUGGUCCUCUAGAAGUAUCAUACGCAAAUUAUGCAAUGCCGUUCUCAACCUGGAUGAGCCGCGGAAUGAAGGCGAUCGGGAUCAAUGAGACCCAAGACUUCAAUCUUGGCUCGUUAAUGGGUGCCCAGUAUUGCGCUUCGACCAUUAGCCCGAAGGACGAGCUCCGGAGCAGCUCUCAGUCCUCAUUCCUGGCAUCCAUCAAAGCCCCUUCCCUAACCACGUAUUCGAAUACCCUGGCUAAAAAGGUGCUCUUUGACAGGAACAAAACGGCAACUGGAGUUCGGGUCAAGGGUCCGCUGGGUAAUACCUUUACCUUGAGCGCAAAGAAAGAAGUGAUUAUUUCCGCAGGCGCUUUCCAGUCCCCGCAGCUGUUGAUGGUCUCUGGAAUUGGACCAAAAGAUAUUCUAGAGCAGCACAAUAUAGAGGUACUUGCUAAUCGACCAGGUGUUGGACAGAACAUGUGGGAUCAUCCAUUCUUUGCACCUUCAUACCGGGUUAACGUGGAUACUUUUACUAAGAUCGCGACGAACCUGCUAAACCUCGUCAAAAACUUUCUAAACUCGUCCAUCAUGAAGAGCGGACCGCUUACGAACCCUGUUGCGGAUUAUUUGGCAUGGGAGAAGAUCCCUGAUAGUCUGCGGUCCAAGUUCACAAGUCAGACCCUGAAAGACUUGGCCACUUUUACAAGUGAUUGGCCAGAAGCUGAGUAUAUCUCCGGCGCAGGCUACAUGGGCGCCGUCUCCAACCUCUUAACAGAUCAACCCAAAGACGGAUACCAAUACGCUUCUAUACUGGGUGUCCUCAUCACCCCUACAUCACGAGGAAACGUGACACUGAAAUCGGCCGAUAUCUCCGACCUACCGAUUAUCAAUCCCAACUGGCUCGAUACAAAGUCCGACCAGGAAGUAGCAGUGGCAAUGUUCAAGCGUAUCCGCCAGGCAUUCCAGAGCGAAGCUAUGGCACCCGCUGUCAUAGGAGAAGAGUAUUAUCCCGGGCAACGCGUCCAAACCAAUGACCAGAUUCUGGAAUAUAUAAAGAACAAUGUGAUGACGCUCUGGCACGCCGCUUGUACUUGCAAGAUGGGUACUUCGGAUGAUGAGAUGGCGGUGGUUGAUAGUCAGGCUCGGGUGUAUGGCGUUGAGGGGGUUCGUGUUGUGGAUGCUAGUGCUUUUCCGUUUCUUCCUCCGGGACACCCUCAGUCGACAAAGAUAUCGGAUGCCAUUGUUAAUGGAUCGAAUUGA
Molecule: messenger RNA, 1836 nt
Organism: Aspergillus caelatus
Lineage: Eukaryota; Fungi; Ascomycota; Eurotiomycetes; Eurotiales; Aspergillaceae
Exons: 5
Coding region: 1-1836 (611 amino acids)
Biological process (GO): secondary metabolite biosynthetic process
Molecular function (GO): oxidoreductase activity, acting on CH-OH group of donors; flavin adenine dinucleotide binding
Source: RefSeq, a predicted model, not a curated record